Indicator indicator is the source of this 1417-nucleotide messenger RNA. RefSeq names its product thioredoxin related transmembrane protein 3 (gene TMX3). The record is from RefSeq and is a predicted model, not a curated record. Gene Ontology annotation, cellular component: endoplasmic reticulum. Gene Ontology annotation, molecular function: protein disulfide isomerase activity. The transcript has 15 exons. Lineage: Eukaryota; Metazoa; Chordata; Aves; Piciformes; Indicatoridae. Gene Ontology annotation, biological process: peptidyl-cysteine oxidation. Bases 1 to 1314 code for a protein of 437 amino acids.
AUGGCAGCGGCGGCCGGGCGGCGGUGGUGGUGGUUCCUCUGGGCGGCAGUGCUUGCACAUGUGGCAUCAGGUGCGGGUUUUGUGGUGGAUCUAGACGAAUCGUUUAAAGAAAACCGUAAAGAUGAUAUUUGGCUCGUAGAUUUUUAUGCACCUUGGUGUGGCCACUGCAAGAAACUGGAGCCUGUGUGGAAUGAAGUGGGUAUAGAAAUGGAACGCAUGGGCUCUCCAGUAAAAGUUGGGAAGAUGGAUGCAACUUCUUUUUCUAGUAUUGCAUCUGAAUUUGGAGUGCGUGGCUAUCCAACAAUUAAACUCUUAAAAGGUGACUUGGCAUACAACUAUAGAGGACCUAGAACUAAAGAUGACAUAGUUGAAUUUGCUAAUAGAGUGGCAGGACCUCUUAUCAGGCCACUUCCUAGCCAGCAUAUGUUUGAGCAUGUGCAGAAGAGACAUCGUGUACUUUUUGUAUAUGUUGGUGGUGAAUCUCCUUUAAAGGAAAAAUACAUUGAUGUUGCAUCAGAACUAAUAGUUUAUACAUACUUUUUUUCUGCCUCAGAAAAUGUGCUGCCUAAGUAUGUGACAUUGCCUGAAUUGCCUGCUGUUGUGGUCUUCAAAGAUGGAACUUACUUUGUUUAUGAUGAGUAUGAAGAUGGUGAUUUGUCAUCCUGGAUAAACAGAGAGAGAUUUCAAGGUUAUCUUAAUGUAGAUGGCUUUACACUUUAUGAACUUGGAGAUACAGGAAAACUUGUGGCUAUUGCAGUAAUUGAUGAUAAAAACUCUUCAGUGGAACACACCAGACUAAAAUCUAUUAUUCAGGAAGUUGCUAGAGAUUAUCGGGAUAAUUUUCACAGUGAGCUGACAAUCCCUACUAUUGUUGUCUUGAAUACCUCCAAUCAGCAGUAUUUUCUACCAGACAGACACAUUGAGAACACAAAAGACAUGGUUAAGUUCAUUAACAAUAUCUUGGAUGGUACUGCUGAAGCACAGGGUGGUGAUGGACUCCUGCAACGAAUCAAGAGAGUAAUCUAUGAUGCAAAGUCUACUGUAAUGUCUGUGUUCAAGAGUUCACCACUUCUGGGAUGCUUUCUCUUUGGGUUGCCCCUGGGGGUGAUCAGCAUCAUGUGUUAUGGCAUCUGCACAGCUGAUCCAGAUGGAGGGGUAGAUGAGCAUGAGACAGCUAAAAAGGAGAGCAGUGAUCGGGAGCUCACAGAUGAAGGCACUGAGGAGGAACAAGAGGAAGGAAAGAACGGAAGAGACACAGAACUUUCAGAUGAUGAGCUUCAACAGAAAGACCUCAUGGAAAAGAAAAAAGACUAACUUGUUUAGCGAAAGUGUUCUCUAGGAUUUCAAAAAACACUUAUUUAUUGAAGGUAGUCAUUUGUUGAUGAUCAUUAUAAAAAAGGACCUUUUUGUUUGCGUU